UCUUGUUCUUUCUCUCUUCUCUCUUUGUAUUGAUUUCUAUUGAUUUCUAUUGAUUCUUUGUCAUGAAGCAGCCAAACAAGCAUCGCCGUGACUGGCUGGCUGUCAUUGCCGUGGUCACGAUGGCGAUGUUGAUGAUCACCACUGCUGCUGCUGCUGCUGCUGCUGCUGCUGCUGAAUCGCCCGCCUCGCUGCUGCUGCUGCUGGACGAUCCGCCGCGCGUUGCUGCAGUGAUGAAGCGGCUGUACGACGUUGACUACGAGACGCGGUUUGUGGACAACAGGGCGACGAGCACGGAGGACGACGAGUGGCCGACGCUGGCGUACGGCGGAGUCCUGCGACCGCUCUUUGGAUUCUCAUACACGUACCACGCAUCACCCUCAUCCGAUGCAUCCAACGGCGAUGGCGAUCGCGAUGGCAAGAAGAAGCCGGGGUACAUGGGCCAGCCAAUCCCGCCAAAGAUCCAGGGCGACAUCCGCAGGGCGCGCAGGAGGGCCUCCAACCACCCAGCCGCAGUCCUCCCGCUGCGCCAGGUCGCCAACGCUGCGAUUCCAGUCAAUCUCCACGGCGCGCGCGUCAGUGCAAGCGAUCCAAGCAUCAUCCACAUUGUCAAGAAUGCAGCGCUGCCUGUGAUCGAAUCACACGCCAACGAGUGCUUCAAUCCGCAAAACACAGUCCUGCCAACAAUCGCCGAAGUUCGCAUUCUCGAACUGCUGCACACCAAGAAUGGACACAGUCCGAUCGACUCGCUGAGCGAGGAUGACAUCCGCCAAUCACUCUCGUUUGGUCGCACCGUUUCCCUCGCGCUCGAGUGGGAGUACAGCUGCGCGUGGUGUUGCAUUGCCCUGGGAUGUGGUGCUGGUGAGACCUGGAUCCGACACACACACCGCAUGGCUUUUACGCAAAACUUUGCAGACAACACGGUGCAUCUCUUCGCUCACACCUGGUUUGACACGCCGCUGAGCCUGGCGCGUGAAGCGGAUGCUCGAACGUACGAUGCCAUGUCGGAAAAGGAGGCGCGUGCUGUGGAAGCAAACGGUCUGCUCUUGCGCUACGACAUGAAUGCGGCUAAAGUCACCGAGUCGGAUGCCGUCUCAGCAUCCUCCCAGGCUGCCGAGAAGAAUCACUAUACCGCCUCCUCUUCUCUCUCCACGCCCUUCCCGAUCUCGUCCGUCUACUCCAUCCACCAAUCCGAGGCCGUGCGCUCGACCCGCUACUUCCGGCGAACCGAUUCCCGCUUGACAGCUGCCGCGCCAACCCGCUCCUCGGCUGCGCCCCUCAAAGUGGUUUCGUUUAACAUUUGGAAUGCCAACGGUCGCGGCGAAGCCAAGUAUAACUCCCGCAUGGACCACAUCGGCAGUAUCCUGCAUGAGGCCCAGGCCGACAUUGUCGCACUGCAAGAAGUUCGAUUUGACGAUUCCUUGGUUCAUUCGCUGCCCCCAGCCAACCAAGCCAGCGAUCUUCUUCGCUAUCUUCCAGGGUAUCAGUUUGCCUUCCAACCUGCCAUGUCCUACCCUCUUGAUCUCACGGGACGCGUGGAGGAAGGCCUCGCCAUUUACUCGCGAUACCCCAUUUUGAAUACGGGCUACCUGCUCCUGCCGCGCAUCCCGGAGGAUCCCCACCAGCGCAUUCUCUUCCAUGCUGAAAUUGAUGUCCCGAGCGUGGGCGUUGUCGAUGUUGUGGUCUCCCAUUUCUCGCUCGUGGACUCGGCGCGGUCGGUAGCGGCCUUGCGUGUCUACGACUUUUUGCGCAAGCUCGCGCGGGACAGUCCGCGCCCGCAGCUCUUCAUGGGCGAUCUGAACGCCACGCCACUGUCCACCGCCAUGCAAUUCCUGAAUGGAAAUGUCACUCUUCGGAACAUUCGCGUCGGCGACAUGCGCGAUGUUUGGCUGGCGUUGCGACCCGAGCCGUCGUACGACCCGCGAACGGACGACAAGCUCCCACACGCGCCACCAUCGGAUCAUCCGCUUUAUGGCAUGACGUUCAAUACCCACGCCAACUUUUUGAGCAAGCGCAUCGACUACAUGUACCUCCGCCAACCUGCUGGCUCGCCCUCCGUUCUCCGACCACGGUCGAUUGAUGUGAUUGGGCAGCAUCCUCGUGAUGGUCAAAUGCCUUCUGACCAUGUUGGUCUUGUUGCAGAGUUUGAUCCCGUGGUUGCCUAAGAGGCACAGCAACAAGAGAGAUGCGCGAUGUUUUAUGUUUUUGAUGUUGUUUGUAUUUCUACCCUUCCCCGUGCUGUCUGAGCAAAGUACAGUACAAUUUACUGCUUG
Messenger RNA from Capsaspora owczarzaki ATCC 30864, 2270 nucleotides. RefSeq lists its product as hypothetical. The record is from RefSeq and is a predicted model, not a curated record. The transcript has 4 exons. Gene Ontology annotation, cellular component: endoplasmic reticulum. Gene Ontology annotation, molecular function: catalytic activity. Bases 63 to 2162 code for a protein of 699 amino acids. Lineage: Eukaryota; Filasterea; Ministeriida; Capsasporidae. Gene Ontology annotation, biological process: GPI anchor biosynthetic process.